Molecule: messenger RNA, 826 nt
Organism: Papaver somniferum (opium poppy)
Lineage: Eukaryota; Viridiplantae; Streptophyta; Magnoliopsida; Ranunculales; Papaveraceae
Exons: 1
Coding region: 278-748 (156 amino acids)
Source: RefSeq, a predicted model, not a curated record
UCCAAAUACAAUAUUUAACGCAAUAAUCAACCGACUAAAUAUUGCUGCAAUCCACCUGUAAUAAACUACCAAUUCUUCUUUUUUUUUGUUAAUCUCGCUUUCACGCUACCUCUUUCCUUCUCUCCUUAUAAAUACAACCACCUCAAAUCCUACUUCCUUCAAAACAAGAACAAGAACAAGAACAAAAAACCAAAACCAAAACAAGAACAAUUUUUUUUAAUCCACUAUCAAAAUCUUUUAAUAUCAAUACCCCUCAAAACAAAUUUUAGUUUGAGUUAUGGAAUCGAAAGUUCUUUCUUCUUCAUUACUGUUACUACCGGAAUUACGUAGCCAAAAACUGUUACUACCAGCUCGGAAAAUGAAGAUGAGCAACAAGAGGAAAUCGAUUUCGAAGAUAAGUGCAAUGGGGGGAGAUUCUUCUCAAGAUAAUAGGUACUAUUAUGGUGGAAGAUUAGUUGAUGAGAAUAUGAUUGUAUUAAGAAAACGCAUACAUGAAACAAAAAUGAUAGAAAGAAAUUACGAACCACCUUCGGAUUGGAUGGACUGGGAGAAGAAGUAUUAUACUAGUUAUGAUGCGAAUAUCUGUAGUGUUGUUGGAGUUUUACAAGAUAAGUUGAUGAAUAUGAGGCCUAGUGUUGCUCUCGGUACUAUUGCUAUUGUCACGUUAAGUGUUCCGGUUUCGACUGCCAUGAUCGGAUUUCAUUUGUUCCAGAUUGUUCAUACUGUCUUAUCUGCUGGUGUUCAUUAAUGUAUUCAAAUGUAAAGAGAUACUUGUAGUAGUAAUGAAGAAAUUUCUCAUUGAAAAAUUAUAUUCGUUCUUUCCUAA